AAAGAAAAAGAAAAAGAAAAAGAAAGAAGCUUGGUCCGAUGGUCUCUGCUUGACGACGCCUUGACAGCCCUGGCGGCCUCUGUUCUGUUGCAACCCAUCACCACCAUUCCGCCACCGUCCACAAUGAACCAAACUCUGGCCUCACUCUCUAAAACCCAGAACAUAAUUGUCCUCGUUCAGGUUGACCAAGCUGCUGAUCGAGUAUGAAAGAUGGAAAAGCCAACGGGGAAGACGAGCUCAAACUAUGUGUUGCAAACACGUUGAAGUUAGCCGGGAAAAAAAAAAAAAAAAAAACAAGCACAAGCUCCGACCAAAAUAUGUAGUCCUAGAUUGGUCAUUCCGGGACGUAGAAAACAACGAUAAGCCAAGCAUAAAGAGUCCAGGACUGCUUAUGGAAUUAGUCCUGACUAUAACAGUUUUGCGUACCAAACGUGCUGUAAUAGUAUAGCGAACCUUGUAAUUGUUUCACCACGUGGCGCACUAAUAUCUUGGCCUGAACUAGAACCACAAGUUAUGGCCACUGGUGCCCACAUCCUAUCUCUCCAUCUACAACUUAUGGUUUUUCAGUCAUUCUUGAAUGAAACAACACCAAAAUGUAAAUAUGGCCCAUCUGCUAGCAAGCUAUCCCAACAUAUCAGAACUCUCCUAUGGAUUGACUACAGUUUCUAGACCAGCUAGGAGGACUAGAUUGAUCACAAAUUGUGUAGUGCAUUGCUCCUCCAGUAGUAGUAGCAGUGGUAGCUCAUCAACUGAGGAAGUGGGUUUUGUAGGGAGUGGAAAGUUUGGUAUUGAUAGUACGGGAGAGUUCAAGUACUUGGUGAGUGAAUAUGGUUGGAAGGUCAGGAGUUUGUUUAGAAAUGGAGAUGAGGUAAGGCAGGCAGCUCAAGUUCAAGCUGAAGCAUUUCAUGAACCUGUGUUUCUCUUCAAUGAUUUCUUCUUCCAGUUCUUCCAGGCUGAAGUGUUAUCCGGGCUUGUAUAUAAACUUCGGAGCUCUCCCCCAAAUAGGUAUGCCUGUUUGGUAGCAGAGCCUACACUCAUCGACACUUCAGAGUCGCAAGAGCUUGUGGGCGUCGUUGAUCUCACAGCAUCAAGAGACCAGAAUGUACUAGAGCAUCUCCCACCUGAUGCAGAUGAGUAUCUUUAUGUGUCCGGCAUAGCUGUUCUCAAGAGUUUCAGGAGGAAGAAAGUAGCCACUGCUUUACUAAAAGCUUGUGACAUGCUCUCAGCUGAGUGGGGAUUUCAGUAUCUUGCUCUCCGAGCUUAUGAAGACGAUUUUGGUGCCCGGGAGUUGUAUGCAAAUGCCGGUUACCGGGUUGUCUCUGGUGAUCCGCCGUGGAUGAGUACUUGGAUUGGAAGAAAACGCCGUGUUCUUCUGAUCAAACAGAUUCCGACUCGAUAGUUGUGCUUCAAGUUGUUUCAUGCACAUAUUGAGUUCAUUUUCCUCUUUAGGAGGGUUCUGAAGUUUUAUGAUUACCAACUGGCCUAUUUGAGCAACUUCUUCAUUCCUAGUGGGAUAACUGUCUCUCUUAGAAUAGCAAAACCAAUGGUACAAUUCCAAUGAAAACGAACAUGGUUACUUCAUAGAAAGGCAAAUAUACACAACAGCCCACAACCAAAAACUAUAGCUUUUAUUAAGCUUAGAAGUUUGUCCACCCAAAAAUAUAUAAACAGAAGCAAAACAGUACUCUACUUUCUUUUCUUCUUUUUUUUCUUCUUUUCCUAGGAAAAAAAUACAAAUUCGGUAUAUGAACUGUGAGAUCCCGCAGGGUAGGGGAAUGGGUUAGUGUUUGUUCUUUGCGGUGAAACAAUGGCUGUGCAAGUGCAGCAAAAGUGCACACAUAUCAUUUU
Fragaria vesca subsp. vesca is the source of this 1848-nucleotide messenger RNA. RefSeq lists its product as uncharacterized. Gene Ontology annotation, biological process: mitotic sister chromatid cohesion. Gene Ontology annotation, cellular component: NatA complex; cytoplasm. Gene Ontology annotation, molecular function: N-acetyltransferase activity. The coding region runs from base 578 to 1399 and encodes 273 amino acids. NCBI's taxonomy places the organism in Eukaryota, Viridiplantae, Streptophyta, Magnoliopsida, Rosales, Rosaceae. The record is from RefSeq and is a predicted model, not a curated record. The transcript is spliced from 4 exons.